Pelodiscus sinensis (Chinese soft-shelled turtle) is the source of this 5058-nucleotide messenger RNA. It is a transcript of the gene TNFSF15, whose product is annotated as TNF superfamily member 15. The record is from RefSeq and is a predicted model, not a curated record. Gene Ontology annotation, molecular function: tumor necrosis factor receptor binding. NCBI's taxonomy places the organism in Eukaryota, Metazoa, Chordata, Testudines, Trionychidae. Gene Ontology annotation, biological process: immune response. Gene Ontology annotation, cellular component: membrane.
GAUCUCAGCAAAAGCGGUGCUGUCUCCCUGAACUGGGUUUCUGCUGUAGGCGGUGCAUUCCUUGGGAGGGAGGGUACAUGUGUGUGGGGGGGGAGCCUUCCCACACUAAAGUGAGCCCUUAUUUAAUGGGGGUCCCAAUGCAGGACAGCAAGCAGAAGAGGUUUUCCUCUCCCCGGGUUCCAUUCAGAGACAGAGGUGCAUAAGCCAGUGACAGGCAUGAAACACUUUGCUGAAAUAUCCCUGGAGGAAGCAAUUCCUAUGACCAAUCAAGACUCCGGAAUGGGUGUCAGGGAGGAUCUGAAGAAAAUACGCUGCGCUGUGGUUUUUUGCUUGCUGUCGGUCCUAGUCCUGGCGUUACCCACAGCCUAUCUGCUGAUUGGAAAUCUCACAGCUCAUAAACCUGGCCCCGCGCAGGUUGCAGAGGAAAGCACGGCCAGAUUCCUAAAGCAACAGACAUCGCUAGCACAUUUCGAAUCCAGCACAGAAAAGCCAAGAGCGCACCUAACAGUAAAGAAGCAAGAUCCGUCACCUCCCGUGGGAAAUCAGCUUCCAGUUCUCCAGUGGGAACAUGAGCGAGGCUUAGCAUUCACCAAGAACAACAUGAAUUAUACCAACAAAUCACUGGUGAUACCAAAGGCUGGGGAUUACUACAUCUACUCUCAGGUCACUUUCCGAGGGCACACUCCAAUUGACAAUAAACCAGCUUCUGUAACACAGGUCAUUACUAAAGUCACGGACAGCUACCCUGAGCCGACCCAGUUGCUGACCGCCACCAAGACGCUGUGUAACAUGGGAAACAACUGGUUCCAGCCUAUUUACUUAGGGGCAGUAAUUUUCAUGGAGGAAGGGGACAGGCUGAUGGUCAAUGUUAGUGACAUCCAAUUGGUAGAUUACACCAAAGAACACAAAACAUUCUUUGGGGCUUUUUUACUGUAGACUUCUGACAGCCACCAAUAAGGGUUGCUCCUAUUAGGGUCCUGAAUCAAAUGUGUCACUAAAAUCACCCAGAAGUUUGCUAAUGAUUUUAGUGAGUACCGGAUCAGGGAGUCCUAGCACCAAGCAUCUGUGCCCUCAAAAGCAGUUUCCUUACCUGUGUUCUCAUUCACCUGUGUGGCUCUGGUGUCCAUAAUGUAGCUUAUCCUUGGGGGAAGGAAAGUUGAAGCCACUAGCUAAAUUAAACAACCCAUCACAAUACAACAAAGAGAUCACACCACAUCAACCACAGAAAAGAAUAGGGAGGCAAAGGAGAGAAAAAUAUACCCCUAUGCUAAAGCUAGUAACUUUUUGAAUGCCUACAAGAGGGAGACAGAGUGUUUAUAGAUGAGAGGGAAAAUUAUCUUCAAUCAACUAAGCCUAGAUCCCAAAUCCAAUAAGCAACCACUUUAAACGAGCCCCAAGGCAAUUAAUUACAGGCACUCCCUUAAAACUAGAUUUGCUUAGUACUUUACAUUAAUAUAGAAAUUUGGAACUUUCAAGGCAUUGUAUAAUUAUUAACGGUUUAAUUAAUCCCUUGCAAUUGGCCAGUGAAGUAGAUUAAAAUGAUUUCUUGAAGUCUGCAAAACAAACAAACAAAAGUCCACCCUACUGAUUUUUUUUUCCCUCCCAAGAUAUUUUUGAGGAAAUUGUAUGCUAUUUUGUUCAGGGCCCAUUUGUUGCCCAAAAAUGGCUCAUUUCAUCAUAUUUCUAACGUGUUGUCCAUUUUUACAUUGAAACACACAAAUAUGUUAAUGUUUUAGUGUAAAAAUUCAUCUCACUACAAAAAAUUUUUUAUUGAAAUGGAGCACAAAUUUCAGCAAAAUUUCAAAUUCAGAAAACUUUCAACCUGCUGUACAACACAUAAGAGUUUAGGAUCAGUGUGAAAAUAAGUUAUGUUCCCUCAAAAAUGAUUUUGUUUUGUUUUGUUCAUGUAGCUUUUUGAGGAAAAGCCACAAUUGUUCAGAAAUUGAAAACAAAAUGCCCUUUUUUUUAAACUUCCAAGAUGGCUACAACUCCCCUCUCUCCAGACCAUCACAACUGCAGUGGUUUCUGAAAGGAAAGGUUGCUAGGCAUUAGGCUGGCUAGUACCCACUUGUGCAACAGUCAGAGUAGGUGGUGUAACCGGAUGCAAGAGCUCAGGAAUUUUCCAUUUCCAGUUUCUUGCUCAGUCUUCUAGAUCAUACUGUCUUGCAGGGAAAUUCCCUGGCUUUCCCUUCACCUCCAUUAUAAACUAUUCAGUGAUGACAACUCCAGUCAUGUUGUAAUCGACUCAAGCUUUCUAUUCUUAAAUUCCCCCAAGUGUUAAGCUCAGUUGUAGACAACACCCAAAGCGUCAAGUUUGCAGCCAGACACACUCACUCUCUGUCACUGAGACUUCCUGCUCUUUCAACAUGUCAUCCCCUGUGAGCAAUGAAAGUGAAAGUGCAUUAUGUAUGUACCCAGAGUGCUUUGCAGGAUUCCAUAGCGCUAAAGGUAGCUGAGAUAUAUUUUCCUUCCAACGCCAAUGCACACCUCUCAUAAAUCAUGGGAAUUACACCCCUUAGAUGAGGAAUUCUACAGAUCCCGAGAAGGUAUAGUUGACUUGUUCAAAUGUAAGGUCAUUAUAUCUACACACACACCACAUAUAUAAUACUGCUAGACUGCCAAGGAAGCCAAGCUGUUCUCUCCCUGGCAUUCCUCCUUCUGGCAGCUAUGUUAAUGCAACAAUAAGCUAUCUGACAACAUUCCUAGAGUGCAGUGUCAUGGAGGAAGAGAAAAGAGCAGAGGCAAGUUGAGAGAAAAGAGAGAAACAUGGAAGGAGUAAAAAUGAUGAGCCAGAACUUUGGCUUAAGCAUUGCUUCCAUGGCUCUGCGCAAGUAUAUCCGUGCUGGGAAACUGGCUAUGCUUUUGAUUAGCUGCAAAGGUUCACCAUCUUUUUCUUACUGCAAAUGACUGUGUAAGAGGAAGACCUUCUCCCAUGGCCCUCUCCUCCAUCCUUCCAGCCCCUUAUCGCCUGGCUUUCCUAUUGUCUAUUUUAUAGCCUAUCUCUUGCCAUGAUAUUGAGGCAUUCAAAAAGAAUUAAGAAGCACUGAACGUGCCAAAAUGCAUGAGAGCUUGGAUGUUGCCACAUUCUCAGCUCCCAAGUUUUUUAAAAUAAUGUGGUCCCCCCCGUUUUUUGCCUCUGGCUUUUCUCCUCCUAGUUGCCUCAUUGUGAGGUAGGCCCAAGGAAGAUGCUACUGUUAAGCUAAGAAGCUCUCAUCACAGCGCACCUGUCUGGGACAGAUAAAUCUCCGCAGCCUGAUAUUAGCGCUUCUGUGAAGUGUAUUUGGGUUCUCCAUGAAGGCAAAGUUCAAUCCGUCCCAGGGCAGUUACAGAAAUCCACAGGGCUCUUUUUUUCUAUAACGGGUGCUGUGCCAUUAUUCCCUGAUCCCGAUAGAGCCCCAGCUGAUUUCUAUAUCUGAAUUUUCUAUCUAUGUCAUCAAUACUUAAUGCUUGGUGCACUAAAUCAUAAAAAAAAAAUGAGUUUAGAGGAAAGGAAUGAAAUACAGGACACACAACAACCUCCCCCCCCCCAAGAGAUAUCUUUAUAUAGAUAAAUAGAUAUAGCUCGAGAUGCAGAUAUAUUCUGUUCAUGUUCUAGGAUGUCCUACAGCAGUAGUAAAUCUUUCCUCACAUGAGACACACAGAAUUUCUUUCCACUGUCUAUUUAUCAUACAUUUCACAACCCCAAAAUUUACCAGCCACAUUCCCAGCUUAGCUGUCUGUCAGUGCUGCACACCCAGUUAUCCCCAGCACAAACCAAUGUUUAUUUUAUAGGAGUCUGUGUUGACACUCUACUUACUGUAGGCUUUCAUAUACCACUUUGUGCUAUCACAUUUACGUAUGAAAGUGAUUUCUCUUGUGCCACUUGUUUUAGAGUGGUGCUAGCGUAUUAAUCCUUCCCAUGAUCUCCCAUGAACACUUGCUCUGUUAUUUGGGCUUCUGUAACAAUGAUGGUGACCAGUAUGUAUAAAAAGAAACUGGUGAGUGUCAGAAGGAUCUCCACUGAAGCCAGUGGUAAAACCAGUAAAUCGUGGUAAAACCAGUGCAACCGAGAGAAUAAUCAGAACCUGCCCGUUAAGAAUGGUUGCAAAAAGCAUGUAAAUAAUACAAUGGGAAAUGGAUUUUUAAAAAGUUGAAGGAAACUUUGAGACACUGUCAAGUAGCAUAAGCUGAAACUUUGGAAUUUGUAAGAGGAUUUUUGUGUUUGUGUUUUUUACAAAACUGAAUACGAACAAUAAUGGUCUCGUAAAAGAUUUCCUGAAUUGUUAAAUUUUUUUCCCCCAGUUUAAAUCAUCCCCCCUCACAGUUUUGGAAAGGCCACACUCAUACAUCAGAAUUGCUCUACUGCACGAGCAAUAGCGAAUGAAGCUGAUCGUGGCCCCCAGUCCUGCAAAGAGUUUCAUGUGCUUAACUAUAAAUGCAGGAAUUAUCCCUUUAAAGUGAACGGGCUCCUCGCAUGCUUAAGACUAAACAUGUGACUAAGGACUGGCACUGAGAGUCAGAAAAUGAAAUGGAGCAGCCCACUGAGAAAAAUUCAUAAAGGGAAAAAACCUGCCACAAACACAAAAAAAGAAAUUAGGUUUUUAAAAUGAUUGAGACUACGAUUCUGCCAGGCAAUUCUCUUGGGCGGACCCCAGAUUGUAAAAGGAGACUGCAUGCCCACAAGGAAGUGCCUGCACAGAUCCAAUUGAAGGAGUAUGGCAUUAAAUCACCAUUGUGUGUUAUUAGAAACAUAAAUUCGGACACAUUUUUAAAGAAAUAUUUUCACCUUGACAGUGUCUCCCUCCAACCCCCAAUGUGCUUUGUUUAAUUAACAUCCCAACUGGCUCAUCAUUUCAAAAGAGAACUGAGGAGAAAUGUCAUUCUUUAAAAGAAUCAGACUCAAUGUCACAAAUAUUUGCCCGAUGUGGGUGUUAGAGACCAGUAUAGCAUUUUGCUAUAGUAAUAUAUUUUCAUAUAAAUGACUGUAUUAUCUUAUACUACAAGCUGUUUCCUUCAAGGUCGAGUAGACUUGGCUUACCAUUUCCACAGUUUUUGUAAUAAAAAUACAAAUGAACUAUA